Molecule: messenger RNA, 2410 nt
Organism: Sipha flava (yellow sugarcane aphid)
Lineage: Eukaryota; Metazoa; Arthropoda; Insecta; Hemiptera; Aphididae
Gene: Ctps
Product: CTP synthase 2
Exons: 12
Coding region: 502-2295 (597 amino acids)
Biological process (GO): CTP biosynthetic process; pyrimidine nucleobase biosynthetic process
Cellular component (GO): cytoplasm; cytoophidium
Molecular function (GO): identical protein binding; CTP synthase activity
Source: RefSeq, a predicted model, not a curated record
GUUAAAUAUAAUCGAAACGCAUAAGAAAUCGUACAACUCCGCAAUAACAUCCUCAUACUAUACGCAAGCGGAAAUUUUUAACAAUGCUAAAAAUCUAAAUCCCCGAAAAUGUCAUUAUAAUAAUAUUACAGAAUAAAUAAAAAAUUAUUAUUAUUGUUAUUAUUAUUUUGAUUAUAUUGUGCCGAUAAAAAUUAACCUAAAACUGUGUGUUUACAUUUUUUUCCGCGCUUUUCGCACGCUUAUUGAAACGUACGACGCGUAGCCCCACUGCAAUAGUAAUGCGAAAUGCGGUAUGCAAAAUGUUUUAUUUAAUCCGCGAUCGUGUGACACUCCAGCAGGUAUUCGUUAAUAUCGACUAGUGGGUUCCGAUUACAAGUAAUUCGAGUGUUGUAGAGGUAUUUUCGCAGUUUUCGAACGGUACGUGAAAUACUACCGGUAAUUUCCAUAUAUAUUAUCACUUCGAUUACCAUAUUCGAGGUUUUCGUUCUAAAAACAAUCGCCAUGAAGUAUAUACUGGUCACCGGCGGAGUUAUGAGCGGUGUGGGUAAGGGCAUAAUCGCUUCGUCCAUCGGCACGUUGUUGAAGUCUUGUGGAGUCCACGUGACGUCUAUUAAAAUCGAUCCUUAUCUUAACAUUGAUGCCGGAACUUUUUCGCCUUACGAACACGGCGAAGUGUAUGUACUGGAUGACGGUGGUGAAGUCGAUUUAGAUUUAGGAAAUUACGAACGGUUUCUAGAUGUCACGUUACAUAGCCAAAACAAUAUUACCACUGGAAAAAUAUAUCAAGAAGUCAUCAAUCGGGAAAGACGAGGCGAUUACCUAGGGAAAACCGUUCAAGUUAUACCUCAUAUCACAGAUGCUAUACAAGAAUGGGUUGAACGUGUUGCCCAACAACCAGUGAGUGAUGAUGGAGUAGAACCUGAUGUUUGUGUUGUUGAACUUGGAGGUACAAUAGGUGACAUAGAAAGUAUGCCAUUUGUCGAAGCCUUUAGGCAGUUUCAGUUUAAAGUGAAAAAAGAAAAUUUAAUUUGCGCUCAUGUUUCUUUUAUACUACAGCCUGGUGCAACUGGAGAUGAUAAAACAAAACCAACGCAAGCUAGUGUUCGCGAACUUAGAGGUUUAGGAUUAACUCCUGAUCUUGUUAUUUGCAGAAGUACCAAACCCUGUUCUAAUGUAGAACAAGUAAAGAAAAAAAUAUCAAAUUUCUGUGAUGUGGCUUUAAAACAAGUAUUAUUUAUGCAUGAUUUGGAUUCAAUAUACAAAGUACCUUUAUUCAUGGAAAAACAAGGAGCAUUAGACUUUUUACUAGAUCGUUUAAAUUUACCCUCAAAUCCAUCUUAUAAUAGGAUUUUCAUGAAACAAUGGAAGAAACUGUCUGAGAAAUUGGAUAAUUCCCAAAAAAUAAUAAAAAUUGCGUUAGUUGGGAAAUAUACACAACUGACUGAUGCAUAUGCGUCAGUGUCCAGAUCUUUAAUCCAUGCUGCUGCUCAUAUUAAUCAUAAAGUUGCUAUUACAUAUGUAGAAGCUGCUAAUUUAGAAACUGAAACCAAGUUAUUAAAUCCAGUUGAUUACCAUGAAGCAUGGCAAAAACUAUGUCGGAGCGAUGGAGUAAUUGUUCCUGGAGGUUUUGGUACCAGAGGUGUUGAAGGAAAAAUUGAAGCAUGUAAAUGGUGUCGUGAAAAUAAUAAGCCUUAUUUAGGAAUUUGUCUUGGUUUACAAGUUGCUGUUAUUGAAUUUGCCAGAAAUGUAUUAAAUUUGGAAAAUGCAAAUACUACUGAAAUUAAUCCAGAUACCAAAGAACCAUUAAUAAUUGAAAUGCCUGAACAUUGUCCUGAAAAUAAAGGAGGAACAAUGAGACUUGGUAAACGAACUACAAUAUUUAAAAAAGAAUGUUCGUCUAUCAUAUUUAAACUUUAUGGUAGAAAACAAACUAUUGAAGAAAGACAUCGACAUCGUUAUGAAGUGAACAAUAACUAUGUGGAGCAUUUAGAAAAAGCUGGUUUGAAGUUUGUUGGAACAGAUACAGAAAAAAUUAGAAUGGAAAUAUGUGAACUUGAAGGUCAUCCCUUUUAUGUGGCUACACAAUUUCAUCCUGAAUAUUUGACCCGGCCUUUAAAACCAUCACCACCUUUUUUAGGUUUAAUGUUGGCCUCUAGUGGCAAACUUAAAUCAUAUCUUGAUAAUGAAUGUCGUUUUACACCAGAUGAAAGCUGUUCAGAAGAUGAAUCUGAAGAUAUAUCAUUCAAACUUCAAAAUCUCGUGAUGCCUUCAAUUGUCAACAAUAAAUCUAUAUGAAUCCAUUCAAUAAAAGUAUAUAUUAUCUUUUUCAAAUACACUUUAUUUUAGUUGUUUAUGAGCUGUUUAAUUUGUAAGCCAUUGAUCUAUCACAUAGAAUAAUAUUUUGUUAUUC